UGUUACAGAAACACGUGUUUAGCGCAAAAAUGGCAAUCGAAAUUGUUCGUUUCACUCUGACAGGUACUAGUAAUUCUGAUUGAACUUAAAAACAAGAGGUUUUUGGUAAAUUAGAGCCUAUGAGAUGUUCGGAAUGGCUAGAGAUCUGAGCCGCAAGAAGAAGGACAGGCGAGUGAGUGCCAACAGACUUCCAAAGGGAGCCUACCAUUUGGACAAAAGGCUUGUUCCACGGAUUAAAGAGGUGGGUAGGUAGGCAGGUAAACGUGAUUUAAACAUGGUGUCAUUAAUUCACACAAGUGCUCCUCCAUCGGGUAGUGUUUUUAUACAACAGAUGACGUACUAAGUAACUUAAAUUACUUGUCUAAAAAAUUCUAAAUUGUUAUUAUCAAAGCAUAAGGGCAUAAUAGUUUUUCGAUAUUUUGAUGUUUAUGUGUUGAACUCAGUAAAGAUGCCCAGAUAUUUAAUGCAGUUCAGUUCCUCAAUGGUGUGUAAAUCAAGUUUAAGUUUAUUUGCCUUGGGGGUGAGGAACGUAUUCCUGGUAUAUUCUAUCAAACAAAACCAAACAAAAAAUUAAACCCAAUCGUUCAAUUGUUGUUUGAUUGGUUGGGUAAUCGCACAUAAACAGACUGAAACUUCUUGGGCAGUUUGAUUAGUUCCAUUUCUUAACUCAAUUGAACCAAUCAAACAAAGUCAACGCGAUUACUUCAAUUUUGUCCGGCAGAAAGACAAAAUAUUCACAGCCAUCGUCAGUUACCUAGAGCUGGGUCCCUAUCACCCCUUUUCACCGACACCAUUAAAUAAAGAAAAUUAUUAAAAAGAAUUAUUAUUAUUAUUGACUCCUUACUUAUUUACACGAUUGUUUCAACAGUACUUAAACCAGUUUAGAAGAGGCCAUCAGCCAGAUAUUGAAGAACUCGUAAGCCACUUGCAGACGAGAUACAGGUGAGUUGACUCUGUUUGAGUUAUAUUACCAGUAUGUGGAACUUCAUACAUUCUUAUUUUUGUGUGUCUGGAUGUCAAUAAAACUGGUAAAAUUUACCCUUUUCUCCUGUGCAGGGUGGCAAGAGAUGUCUAGAUUUGUGAGAUAAGAUGCAUUCUCUUCCCAUCCGGAGAGUGUUAUUAGUUAUGUAACAGAACAGUGGCAAAUCUAGGGGAGGGACCCUUCAGAGUUAUCACUGAGGAAAAUUUUGAAGGUCAAGAGUCAUUGUUGAGACAAGUUGACGUGAGUGCUGAUGGUACAGGCUUGUGGGAACUUUUUUUCACAUCAAGAAAAAUUUAACAGCACCACUGGGGACCUUUUCAUUCAGAAUUUACUGUUGACAAGAAAUUAAGUGUCUGUCUCCAAGCUCUAGCUGUAUUUCAUGCAGGCUUUUAGCCAGACAUUGAAAACUGGCCAUCCAGAAGGCAUGCAUGUUUUCCCAUAAAAUUGUAAGAGAUUAAGUGAAUUUUCCUUGUAUUUCUUCCAAAAAUGGGAUUCCAAAGGACACUGGACACCCCUCCCCCUCUAGCUUAAACCUUUAACUCCUGUCUUAGUAUUGCUAAAAAAUAAUUUAAUUUAAUUUUUUUCUCAAAGUGAGUAUUCCAGGAGAAAGAGAAAAGCAUUUAAGUCAUCUGUGGAGAAAGGUAAAUAAAAUUUGAACAAGAAAUUGAACAAGCAAAAAAAAACAGACUGAAGUAACUAAAAAAAACAUACAUUUUAUGGUUUUGCCUCAUUUAAUGUUAUCUAUUUACCUGAGUUAUUGACUUAAAUACUUAAAUUAUUACUCCUGCACUCUCAAGUUGAUUCACAAGUUUAUUGUAUCGACUUAUUGGCACAAUAGAAGUGAAAAUUAUUAUUUAUUACCAUUAUUUAAAUUAUUUAUUUAUUUCUUAUUUCAAGUCUAAAUGAUUUCAUUUUCAAAAAGUAUAUUUGUUUUCAAGGUCUGAUUCUCUAACUUUAUUCUCUUCACUGUAACUUUUAUAAUAAUUAUUAAUUUAUUACUGUUUUAUUUCUGUCAGUUGUGGAUGCAAUUUGUAAGGAGGAAGAGGAAGAAAAACACUUGCAGGAACUGGAGGAAAGAUUUCUUCAAAAAAGAAAAUCUUCACCUGCGUUCAGGUACAAAAAUAAUUGACUGUGCUAAUAAUAAUUAUAUUAUUAUUGUCCUGAACAGGGAGGGGAAUUGACCAGGGUAUGAAUUCAGUUUUUGGGUCUUAAACAGGGUAUACAACUACAGGGUUGUCAUUAAGAGCCGGGGGCCGGGGAUUUUUCCCGGCUACUAAGAGAGUGGCCCCUGGCUACUUUUAUUGGAAAAUAGAAGAAAAAUAGAACUAAAAGAAAUCCCUAGCCGUUUGAUUCCCCGCCUACUUGUUGUGUUUACCCGGCAACUUGAAAUCUUAGUGACAACCCUGCAACUAUUAUUCACUAUUUAGCAUCUUAAAUGGGGUCUGUACUGCACUUAUUAUAACUAAUCCAUUUGACAAGGUUUUCGGUGCGUGCGUGAGUGUGUUUAUAAAAUAAAUGAAAUGGUCAGUGACUUUAAGGAAAUAAGUUUUUUUUUUCAAAAUAAUUUUAUAAUUUCACUGGUUAUUCCAAAGUGCAAAAUAUUCCUUGUGUAAAGCAGGUGUGAUGGAUUGGUUAUCUUGGCUUUUAAAUGGGGUUAAGGCAUCUUAUCUUAAGACAAGGUAGCCAACUGGAGAGAUUCUGUCGUAAACAGGAUCAAGGUUUGUAGGCCUUACCUGAACCAACCUAUUGUAGCUGCUAUUUAAGCUUUUAUUACAGCGUUUAUUUAUUUUAAACAAUAUUUAGUCAGGGGUACCCAGUUCAGUGAGGCUGGUUUGAAUUGGGCCCUGAUGCAAAAGAAAAAACAACACUCAAGACAAAUAUAGAUAAAACAGAAUGGUGCAACUAAGUACAACAAAAAGUAGCAGAGGCUCAAUUUGGCUUGGAUCUAAAGUGCCUUUUUAGGCCAAAUGCAAACUUAUUAAUAUUAUGCUCACUCCUCAGGUCCCAGAGGAAGCGUGUUCCAGAUCUUGGCUCCACUGGACCUGAAGGAGCCCCGUUACUUAGUUGAUAUUUUGAUAUUUUGUGACAAAUUCUUUUCCAGAGAUCUUAAAGGAAGUGAUAAUGAAAAUAACUCUGAUGUUGACAAGGGAAGCAACAGCAAAAGUUUGGAGAUAUCGAGUGAUAGCGAGCUGUCUCUCGAAGAUGAACCAUUGAUGGAGGUGCAGGUGAGUAAGGCUAGCUAAAUAUUUUAAUACGCCCCUUUUUAUGGAGACUUACAGUGUGACUAUUAUAACUGGGGCCACCUAGAUAAAGUUGACCAAUCAGAUUACAGGAAAAUAACAAUACAUUCCGAGAAAGUUAGUUGUCAAUCAUAAAUUACCAUGAAACGAAAAAAACAACAUGGAUUGAAAUCAACCAAUCACAACCUACAGACAUGACCUUUUGAACCUGCUGAAGAAAGCCAGUGUUUCCUGAGAGGUCCCUUAAAGGAGGGUGAGUGUCGCAUGUUACCUCAAAGCACGGCAAUGCAAUGGUAGCAAAGAAAUUGCUGGUAGAUGACAAAAUACCAGCAUGUGUCAAAGAAAUAAUGUCUCCUGGGUGUUAUAUGUAAAGUUUCGAAUACAUAAACAUUGUCUUCUUGAAAAAAGUUUGUUAUCAUUAUUUAUACAUUUUGUACUUUGAGUAACUUUUUGUUUUUUUAUGAGCUGCUGAUUGGCCCACAACCAACUUUCUGAUUAUUGGAAUGUUUUGUUAUUUUCCUGUAAUCUGAUUGGUCAACUUUGUCUAAGUGGCCCUGGCUACAGUAAUCGCACUGUAAGUGGUCCUGCAUAGAAGGGUCACUCCUCUACUGUACCUGAGCUACCCUGGGCAAACCAACUUUUCACACAUUUCCUUACAAAACAUAGAAAGCCGGUUACAUAUGAGGGUGACUGGCACCCUUUUUCCAUUGUAGGGUUAUCUUCUUAGCUGGGUCAAUUUUUUAACCUUGACACAAACUUUGAACUAGUCCUCAAGAAAUGCUGUGGGAAACAUGCUUAUAUUUGAAAUUUUAAUUAUCAGAGAUAAUAAUUUAAUAGACUGACACUCAACUCUCAAGAAAUCUCCAUCUGAGCAAACCUUAACCACAAAUCAUGUGCAUUUCUUAGCUUUUGAUUAUGAUGACAUGCAGUCAUCGAAACGUCAAGUUUCUUUUUAUCAUUACUUUUUGUUGUAAAAUGUAUAACAUUCUUUAGUAAUUGCAUUGUGCAGGUAAUUCUUUUUUUUCUUUUGUUGUCUUUUUGUUGCUAAGUUAAAGAAAGGGUGACUGUAUGUAUAAGAUCUGGGGCCUGUUUCCCGAAAAGCUAUUUUAUGUUUGCUGACUGUUUUGUCAAAGUUUCAAUAAUUUUGAAAAUGAUACAAAAAUGAAAGUAUCAGUUAAUGAAGCAAAAUCAACCAUGUUGUGAGCUAGGAACUGUGCUACUAUACUGUUCAACAGGUUUAGAUUACAAAUUUGCCGUUGAACCUAAAGAGUUAUUGGGCCUUUUGAGAAAUGGGCCCGGGGUGUGUUUCUUGAGUGAUUUGUUGAAGAUUAAUCCUUAAUAAUCAUUGCAACUUUGUUAUGUAGGACACUAAUCUGAUGAAUCAAUCAAUGCAAACCCUUUACAAGGCUACAAAUUCAUGUCCAACGUCUGAAGAUGAAAGAGCUUUGGACUUGGUUAAAGAUCCUACUACACCACAACAUGAUAAAAAAGGUAACAAAUAAUGGAUAUACCAUGGCAGUGCAGAAACAUAAAAUUUCUCUUUGACUGUUUAAAAAUAUUUCAUGAGUGAGCACAGCACCCACAUGAAAUAUUUUUCAACACAAGAAGGGAAAUUUUAUAUCUCGAUCCAGAAAGGUCUUCUUUAUUGUAUAAACACCAAUGAAAUACCAAACCAUUUUUCUAUGGUGAAAGGUACAAUUUAUCAUGUUGCCAAUAGCAACUGUGAUCUAUUCAUGUGUGAAGUUAACAUGUUAUUUUCACAUGUGCUGAGAUAUCGUUCAUUUGAUAUAAUUAUAUGGUUAUAUAAUUGAUGCACUUUUUGUGUUUUAGGCUGGUUAUAACUCCCACUGGUUAACUUAAAAAAAAUACAGGGAAUUGCUUUUAUAAAAUAACUUGAAAGAACAAAGUAUCUCUUUUUCUAUAAAAGUCCACAAAAUGAGGCCUUUUUAUGUGUUAAUGUGAAGGAUGUAGAUAUGCAAAUGGUAUAUGCUUAUUUUCUAGGUGAUCUGAAACUCUGUGUUAAUUUUGUUUUCAACUUUAAAGUUCUCCAUAAUUUUCCUUCACAGGUGUGAUUUCACAAGGUGAUGGCUUAGUGCUUGUGAAACAAAGCCAACCAGUCAACUUAAGUCAAAAUCUGGAGAUCACAUCAAAUUUGCAUACCCCACAUGGACCUCAACUAACUCCACAGGAGAGUAUGCCACUUACUGACACAAGCGUCAAAAGAAAAAGAGUUUUCAGUGAAGAAGGGAAAAGGACAUCUUCAUCUACGCCUAAGAGACCCAAAAAAGGUUUAGGCAAGAAUAUGAAGGAGAAACAGAGUGAAGAAACUGGUAAAAAUUACAAAGUUUUCAUUUCUUAAAACCUUGGCUAAGAAUUUGCUUUUUAGGUUUAGAGUUUAUUACCAGUUAUCGUGGAGUUGGCUGCCCUGUGCACUGAAUUUUGUUUCUUGUUAGAGAAAAAAACAGAGCUGUAGUCUGACCUUAAAAUAAUUAACUAUGAAUAUUCAUUCUUGAAAUUUGUACCAUCGUCAUCCAAAGUGUGUCGUGGUUUUGUAUUUGCUUGCAAUAUCUGGCUUUUCUUGCAUAGACAAGUCUAAAUUCAAAAGUCCCUUUACCAGCAGGGAAGUUUUCAUCACCUCUCACAGUUGCAUUCUCAGUCAAUGAAUUCACCUAGAUGAUUGGAUGGUCAUUGUUGUCAUAUAAAUUCACUUUGGUCUCAAGACAAAAGGUGAGCGUAUAUGGCGGGAGGUUUAUAGCCCUUAUGUCUAUUCAGGGUACAACUUAUGCAGCCCAUUGUUGUCAUGUGACUAAAUUAAGGUUGUGUGAUGACACAACCUCCAAUUUCCUUUUCUGGCUAAAGACUGUGAGACUUGAAUCACCGCUGAAAGAAAUCCAGCUUGCAAGAUGUGGAAUAUACUAACUUUUUUAUUGUUCAUUUUUUAUCAUUACUUUUGGUAGAUUUUGAGCCAGCACAGUCAUCAGUCAAGUUUUCAGAUAUUGGAGGCUGUGAAGAGACUGUGGAACAAGUCUGCAAACUGCUGGUUCAUAUGAAGCACCCAGAGGUGUUCCGUACCCUUGGAGUGACCCCGCCUAGGGGCUUUCUCCUUCAUGGCCCCCCUGGAUGUGGCAAGACCCUUCUAGCUCAUGCUAUUGCUGGGGUAGGCAAAGUUACACUGCUGAAACAAAUAAUUCAAAUGAAACUUAACAGGGUUAAAAACCCAGACUGGCCAGAGGCAAACCAUCUGGCUAUCUAAAAGCAUGGCCAAGGAUUUGAACUCGGGACUACCGUGAACAAAUUCAUCUUGUGGUCAGAGCGGGACUUGAUCUCGGGGCCUCUGAAUUGCAAGUCCGGCGCUCUAACCACUCAGCCACCCUGCCUCUUUAAAUAAAUAGUAUCUAAUAGGUAGAGCUUGCAAGUUGCCUGAGUUAGUGUGAGUCCUUCUGGGUCAACCCUGUUCGCUGUAAAACUCUAGCAGACAGACACUGCAAGUUUGUAGUCACCAGCUAGGGUCUGGUGGGUGUCCUCCUAAUUCAGUUUUCACUGGACCUCUACCAUUGAGUGAGCUGUGAAUUGAACAACAGUGUCUCAAUGUCUUUAUGUUAUCACUGUGAAAUAAAAAGGGUUCUAGAAUUACUAAACAACUUCCCAACAUAAAAAGAAGUGAUUGUAUUUCAUAUUAAGAUGCAAGUCUGAAACAAUGUGGUACAAACUCAACAGAUUGACUCUAUCAAAAUGAGAUGAGAUGGAGAGUCAUAUUUCUACUGAUGUAAAUCGUUUGUCUGUAGGAGUUAGAAAUGCCAUUCAUCAAACUUGCUGCCACAGAGAUUGUUUCAGGAGUAUCUGGAGAAUCAGAGGAGAAAGUCAGAGAGCUGUUUUCACGAGCUGAGGUAAGAAAUCAGAGUUAAGGCUAAGAUAUUUGAGCCUGUGGCAUUUGUAAAGCUCACACAACGUUUCCAUGUUGUGCUGGGUACCGAUAGAUGCCAACAGUAAUACUCAUUCUUCUGUAUCCAGUUACUGACAGUUUAAUCUGCUGGUUUUGUGGAGAGUGAGAUAAAUAUGCUUUGAGAAGCUUUGUGGAAGAUAUUGCAGUAGUUAGGCUCAGUUAUUGGGAGAUUUUAAGAAUAUUUCGAUUUCUGCCUCUUGGUUAGUUUGGAUAAUUUUUUGGUACCCCUUAAAAAAUACAUUUUUGCUCAGAAAAACAUUUUUUCAGCUAGAGAUCUUCCAUGGCAGGGCUUGUCGGUGGCAGAAAUGUUAUUAACACCAUAAAUAACCUUAUAAACGCCUGCAGCGUCUUUCUAAUUUUAGGGUCCAAGCGGGGGCGUUUAACGCAUAGGAAGCGUUUAAAAGGCAGAGGCGUUUCUUCUCAUAACUAAAGCAAGCUCAGCAAAACCAAUAUGCUUUCGGCGAAACUCGACAAAGUUUAAAAUUAGCGCAAUAUCCACUCCAUCAAUUGUCCAUCUAGGUCAAGGCCGUCUAGAGAUCCUUAUCGCUUUCUGAAAUCCCAACAUCGAUAUCAGAAUCCUCGGUCAGGGUUAUUGUGUUGCCAUCGUUAGUCUAUCCUUACUUUGAAAUACGAAAAGCCUUGUCGAUCAAGCAAGAAACUGAAUGAAUUAAAUGAUGUUUGCUCUUUUUUGCUGAUUUCUAGUAUUGUGGGGAAAUUCUCUCCAGGAGGACGCCUAUUGAGCAGGGGGCGUUUAUUAGAGAGGGGCGUUUAAUACAAUUUUAACAGCGUAUAGGGGGUUUUUAUUAGAUGACAAGCGUUUUUUUGGAAGUGGUCUCCUAUUAGGUCAUUUACUGUAUUUGCAGUGGUCUCUUUUUUGAAAAUGUCUUUUUUAGACCCAUGCACCUUGUGUGUUGUUUCUUGAUGAAAUUGAUUCCAUCACACCUAAGAGGGAAACAGCAUCUAAAGACAUGGAACGCAGAAUUGUCUCACAGCUCCUUUCCUGCAUGGAUGGUAAGUUUGCUUUAGGGUAGCGAUUUAGCGACGCCAUUACUGGUUUCCCUGCCAAAUGAAGUCUGAGGAACGACUGCGCAUGCACAACUUCUGUGCUGAUGACGUGUCACUACCCAGAUCUGGCUAAUGCUGCUGAUUGGUUGAAGCAAAUUUGCCACUUGGCACGACCAAUCAGAAGCACUCCUAGAUCUGGGUAGUGACACGUCAUAAGUGUGGAAUUUCUGCGCAUUUUCCUCCGACGUCAUUUCAAGGGGAAACCAGUGGUAGUGUCGCGAAAUAUUGGUUGUUUUCUCAGGCUAGUCUUAGGGACGAAUAAAAUCUUUUGUCAUCCACUGAUAUCCAUAAAAGACCCUUCCCACAAUCCACUCAGCUCAAUAAGCGCACAAAGCGAAAGAGGUCAAGACUUGGGUGGACAGUUUCACCAUACAAGUCAUCGUGUUGAAUUAUGGUCGUUGCGCUGUAAAGUCGUUUCGCUGCAUCAUAAAGUCGAUUCGCCACAAUCAACUUUUUGUAUUAAACAGUUUAAAACAAUUUAGAAUGAACUACAAGCAGGUAAUAACGAGUUAAGUUGGCGAAAGGGCUUUAGAACUUUGCAGCGAAUCGACAUCAUUAUGCAGCGAAACGACUUGUAGCGAGACGACUUUGUAGCGAAACGACCAUACUCCAUUAGGUUUUGCCACGCCAGCCUUCGGGUUGGUGCUUUUUCGUGGCAAUGCGGCAAUGGUCUAUAAGGUUCUUUUCUAAUUUUCUUCUCAGACCUGAACAGUAACCCAGAUGCGCAUGUGCUGGUGAUAGGAGCCACCAACCGGCCUGAUUCACUUGAUCCUGCUCUACGACGUGCUGGUCGCUUUGAUCGGGAAAUUGCAAUGGGUAUACCAGAUGAGAAGGCUAGAGAAAGGUCAGAGAACUUGCGUGUUUCAGCCUGUGGCCUUCUGUACAUUUUUCCCCAUUUCUGGAUUCACCUCGCUUUGUGAACACCGCACUUUUACUGGUAGUCCGCAUUCUAUCUUGUACUCCGCUAAAACGGACAGCAGCUAAAUCCUCGGGAAAUGUUGUAGAGGUUUCACUGAAAAGCCCGUUACCACUGACCCCCGCUGGUACAGAAGUAAGGACACUUCAGUCCCGACAGCUUGAUUUUAUUGUACUAGCUUUCGUGUAAAUUGGGAUCGAGAACAUCUUUGAAUUUCCUCCUUCUUGUUGGUUAGAUAUACGCUUCUUUUGCCACCUUUAUAUACAUGUAAAAAAACCCUCUCUUCACCUCAAGGCCAGUUUGUAGACACGGCUCCUUGGAUCGUCCAAAAAAUGUAUGUGUUUCCUCCCGUCAUGCUCGCGUGCAUGACAGCGUAUAUGAAGUAUGGGGCUUGCAUGAGAUAAUUCGAGCUAGCUUUUUCGCUCCUCACACAAGACAGCCCUGAUUUGCGCUCUAAAUUUUUCAUGCGCGUCCUACACAGGCUACUCUAAAGUGAUUGUAUUACGGACUUUUACUGCUACGGCUGCUCACUCGCAGUUUCGCGCGGUUCCGAGGGUGUCCUCAGUCACUAGAGAGAUUAAGAUUCACGUUAACGCCAAACAGCAAACGUGAAUUUGUACCACGUGACCAAGUUUUCCCCUUAAUUGGCGUCUACUGUUUAUUACUUCUACACAAAAAUAAGUAGUUUCUCGCCAGUUUUAUCCACAAGAAUUGUUCUGGACAGUUUUUAUCUACGUAUUUUCUAUUCUGAGGAAUUCUCAACUUGAAUCUGACGUUUGCCGUUUGUCGUAAACGUGACUCACUAUUAAUAACUGGAGUUUGACUGUUAGCUGAACAAUGCGUGAAUUGUUUUUGUUGUUUUGCUUUAUGUGAUUAACAUCCCUCAUAUUGUUGAAUCUAAAUCGCUAACUGUUCUUCUGUAGAAUUCUACGAGUCUUAUCUGAAAAGCUGAAACUCGAACAAGACUUCAGUUUUGCUGUGUUAGCCCGCCUUACUCCCGGGUUUGUUGGAGCAGAUCUCAUGUCCCUCACAAGAGAGGCUGCGUUAAUAGCUGUCAACAGGUAUCAAAUUGCUCUUCGCCAUACAAUGAUGUAACAUGAGGUGAAGUUUAACUAGUCCCCAGUGCUUUAUCCGCCAUUUUGAAUGUAGAGAAACGAACAUAAACCAAAAAGCACUGAGGACAAGGCUGAGAAUCAUGUCAUUGAGGUCACUUAGUUUUUUUGAAGUUGUCCGCUGACUAGGUAGCAAUUUCACUAUUUACUACGAAGGUAACGGUUAAAAGUUCAUUGUUUUAAGUAAAUGGCAAAGUAAAUUGUCAAUAUUUAAUAGAAGCUUCGCUUUUACGCGUGGUGGCUAAAUUUAUAGAUAAGUGGCGUUUUUAAAACCCGUGUGUAUUAGUUUUUCUUUAAGGCGUACCCCGUGAAAGGUUCUAGUAUUCUAGUUUGUUAUAGUUUUCGCUUUUUACUAAUUUAACCGGCAUUGAAGUAGUUGAGUUGAUCGUAGUUCGUUUGAAGCCGUCAAGUUAUUUGAUGAAGUUUGAGGCGACUCAGCUGUAGCGGUGCCUCAUGCUUUGAGUAAUGUUAUAAUUAAUUGAUUAAUUAAUUCAAUUUGACGUAACAUUUAAAAUGACGUAGGAUAUUUCAAGGACUACAAUUUCAGAGGGGCCAAGUAAAGUGCACAAGUGAACCGGAAGAGAAGCAAACAGUUCUCAGCCCUGAUGUUGCAGAGGAAAACUUGAACAAAACAACGCAAAUAUUUAGUGGUAAGAGUUAUAUUUGUUAACGUACGGUUGUUAACUGAAGGCAGUAGGGCCCUCUGGGCCUUGAAAGGUAGCUGCCUCGUACCAAGCCGCUUCUUGGGAUUUUCUGAGAUAGUCGCGGCGCAAGGGGUCAUGGUCUUGUGCCAAAAGCUUUCCCAUGAUCUUUGUGCCGCGACCACCUCAGAAAAUCCCAAGAAGCGGCUGGUUACGAGGAAGGGAAGGUAGCUUAAAACGUUUGUCAGGAUCUAAGAAAGUGAAUCAUGUUAUUGUUUUUCCAGCGUGGGAUCUUCAUGUUCCUUUAAUCUUAAAUGCUUGAUGAUCUGUCUUCUUAUCUAAAAGGGACUGUGCCACGGGAUUGCGGUCAAUUUUGUUUGGUCGCAGUGAAAGAUAACAUUCCAAACAAACUAGAAACGCUGUUAGACUAAAUAAUUUUUAAACAUCCCAACUGACACUUUCAAAUGAUCUGUUUUUCGAUUUUUCAAUGUUGCCCAUUUGUGCCUUCUCUUGUAUUUGUACUGUUGAAACCUUUCUCCAAUGUUUGAAGUGGUUGUUUAUAUGUUUAACUCAAAUUUCACGUUACAGCAAAAAUUCGUCACAGCUCCUUUAAGGGUGAUUCCACUGUCGCGUAAUUUACGUGCGCAUGCUCGUACCAGUUACGCGCGUAAAUGAAAUAGAGGCAAUGUAUGAAAGGCGGCGCGUAAACGUACAAGUUGAGCGCGGUUCACCUUUUACAAGUACGCGUGAGCUUCCAUACAAUGCCUCUAUUUUAUUUACGCGCGAACGCUAGUGAAAAUUACACGACAGUGGAAAUCUACCUUAAGGGAAAAAAAUAAUACGAAAAAAGGUUUUGUAACACCUUUCUAGACUGAAACGAUUUCAACAGUGGCAAUACUGUUAAACGUUGCUGUGCCAUAGCCUUCCAUUUAAACUUUCAGUCACCGCGUUUCUACUCCCACACAAUUACAGUAAAUACGUUACUUGAUUUUAAUUGUUGCUCAGGUUUUCCGUCACUUUCUUACUGCAGUUACGGACUGGUUAAGGGAACAGUCACCGCUAACAGAAGAGGAGUUACAGAAGCUUUGUAUUAACAUGGAUGAUUUCAAAGUACGGUCUUAUAUUUUUAUUGUUCUUCCUUUAUUAGCUAUUACAUUGCUUGCUGUCAUACACUUUCAGUCAUUUUGUGAGCUUGAUUUUUGAUCAACCAACCGGCCGAAAAAAAGAAAAUGGCAACAAUACAAUAGAAAAAAGCCGCUCCAUCGGUUUUGCUUUUACAGUUUCCAUUUGUUGUAGCCUACCCGUAGUGCUGACUUUUUAGGGGGUGGGAGUGGUGGUAAGCAUGCGUUCACUGUUUAAUAUGUUUAGUCGCCAUCUUUGAUUUUGAAAGCAGAGGGCAAGGAUUGCAUGGUUGGUUUAUGUGCGGCCUUCGGUGCGCGAGGUCCCGAGUUCGAUCCUCCGUGAAAUCACAUCCUUGUUUCGACUUCUCUUCUUUCUGUGUAGCUUCAACUGCAAUACUUCAUAUACCCUUAAAACGGAGCAUUGACGGUUGGAGAGAGAGGGUUAAAAUGAGCGCACUGUCGUCCUCAAGUUUAUCAGUUGAAUUACUAUCAUGAGUUAUCGACGAAAAAUGUUGUUGCUUUAUCUUUUGACCUUCAGAGAGACUAUAAUACGAGCGCAUUCUUGUGCCCUUUUGUCCCCAGAAAACAUCUGUAUCGCAGCCUACAUUGUGUUAAUCCGAGAGCAACCCUGUUGCUUUUUACGUUCGCGUUUGAAUCAUUGCAUUUCUCUACUUUACAGGCGGCUCUAUUGAUUGUUCAACCAUCAGCCAAAAGGGAGGGAUUUGCUACUAUCCCGGAUGUAACUUGGGAGGAUGUCGGCGCACUCAAAGACGUUAGAGAGGAGCUCACCAUGGCGAUAUUGGUAAUAAAAUAAUGUGGUGUUUUGAAUUCUUCCUCCUUUAGACUCAGUGUAGAUGAGUAGAAGAUAAUCAAUCCUGUCUCCAACUAUGUGGGGGGGGGGUCAUCAAGACCUUGAGAUAAGGGCGGGCGGUCUCCAAAAAAAUUUUUUUCGGCCCUUUGGGCCUCAUUUUGGUCGAAAAAUAACGGGGGGCCCCUCCCGGCCCCUUCCCUGGAUCCGCUACAGCACAUCGGAUAGGUGUUUAUACCAUACCCGAUAGCUUUUCGUGUCGGCCCGAAAAGCUACUCGGUAUAGAGUGAACAUACUCUAAGAUGUUAUGACAACAACGGCGACGAAAAGUUCAAAAAGGCGAAAGGUUUGAUUCGCAAAACAACAAUUCAGCACGUGCAGCACUCUUUUUGGUGCGUUUCUUUGCCGUCACUGAACGACUACGACAUGAGAUUGGUCUCACAGGGAUUGUAAACAAACGGCAAUUACUUUUUCUUUCUCGUUCUGAACAUGGAUAUGAUUCCUAGGAAUUAAUCUUCAGGGGAGUUGCUUACGUUUGACAAAAUAAGUGAGGUGGAAUAAUUGCGUUUAGUAUCAAAGGAUGCCAAGUCACUUUUAAAGUGACGUUUUCGCUCCCGUCACCGCACCGUCGAGUAAUCUUAAAAUCUCCAUUAAUUUUUUUCCAGCGGUCAAAAUCCUCUCUCUGUCAACGUCCGCAGGCUACAGUCACCUCAACUCUUUCUAUGGCCGAUACCUUAGGACUAGCGAUAAGUACUUUGGUAGAGAGGUGUCUCCUUUAUCAAGAUACUCAAUGAAAAAGAUUGAACAAUAGCAGGGGCAACUGUAGGUGUUUUUUUGGGGAGUGUUCGAAAUAUAGUCUGUUUUUAGAAAGUUGACUUUAUUUGCACGCCAAAGAAGGUGAUUUCGAUGGAUUAAUUAAAUAUUUAACAAUUAUUCUUUGAAAUCGAGGUAAAUAUUCCUGAAGCCACUAUUCACCGAGAUUGAAAAGAAUAAUUGUUUUAGUAUAUACACACGAAGUGAUCUCAACAAAAUCAGAGAGGAAACCAUUAAAACGUAUGAUUUGAUUGACAGAUCAGGUCAGCUAGACACGCGACAGUUUAAAAAUAGAUCUUUGUAGAAUUUUCAAACAUGGCAAUUCACAAGCUUAUCACUUCGCAAACAACAGCGUAAUGACUUCAAUGGAACCUCUAAAAGUUUGAAUUGUUUCCUUACCUGAGAAGAAAAGAAGAGCUUUGUUGUUUUCUGUUGACUCGCCAAGUUUAUAGCCGAAUAGGUUUGUUGUGUCGUUCUUCGAAUGAAGUGCUAACAAAAAUGGCGAUUCGGUUCCUCGAGGUAAGACGUCGUCUUCAUGUAGCAUUCUUUUUCCUGUUUACUUGAAACGUAGAAUUUCUGCAAACAUUUGCUUUCAAAUUUGUUUGUCACAAAUAAACUUCGUUGUUGGGCCAAAUUUUUCUUGUUAGGAAACGCUGAGUUCACAAAACGGCCUCUUCUAGGCGAAUAAACGAGAGUUGUAAGCAAUGCAUCGACCACAAAACUCAACAACAGUAAGUGGAAAAACGCCGUUUUGAAUCCUUCGAAGUCUUUUCUUGGCUGAAAAAAAGUCAACCCUAGGAUUUUGUCGACUUUUAAAAGAUCUUUCUCUAAGAAAAUGGGAAAAAAAACGAACUCACACAUUAUCCACUCGCCAGGAGGUGAAUAUUGUUGAACAGUCCGAGAUAGCGAACCAAUCAGAUUGCUUAAAUCACCAAGAUCACUGAGUGUGUAUAUACUAAAUAACAAUUAUUCACCGAAGUGGAGGUGGCUAGUGGCGAAUAUAUCUACCGCCAGUAAAUAUCACACCACUAGCCACCGACACUGAGGUGAACAAUUUUUUAGUAUAUACUAAAACAGUGAGAUAAUUUAGCAAAAAAAUGAUAUUUUUAACUCAUUUGCUGUUGCCAACGAUUAUAAUUUAGGCGCGCAAUGACCGAACGGCCGUCGCAUUUUCUUGCCGACAAAUAAAACUUUUCAAGGCAUUUGUUUAGCUCUUGCGAGGAAAUUUCUUCAAAAGGAGUUGUGAAUUAUUUUAGUAUUUAAAACCAUUCUUUAAAAAUAAAACUUUUAAAUUUAGUUUUAAGCUUAUUUAUGAACAUGUCAGCUAAAUAAUGUAACAAAAAACUUAAUUUGCCUUUGUAAACAAAAAACUUUUUCACCGGGUCAAUCCAUAAAUUCAAGUCAAACAGACAAAGCCUUACCUGUCAAAACUUCCAAACCGAAUUUCGUCAGCUUCUUCGUGUAUAUCAGGAACAGCUUGUUUGAUUAUUUGUGAAAUUUCUUUGUUUGUUACGACAGCAAACCGGGAAACCAUUUUGCUUUCGACGUUUGGCGUCGCUCGCUCGGAGGAACUAGAGGUGAAUAGCACUGGAUAAUCGGAGGUUUAGUAGCCAAUCAGAGCGCGCGAAAAACAGUAUCCACAAAAAAAAAAAUUGUAAAUUGCUUUUUUACCCACGAAGCACUUAAGAGUUCAUAUGAACUGGUUUAAACGUGUCCGUGCGUUCCAGAUCGAAUUGGAAUUUGGAAGUGUUAGUUUUUUAGGAGAGGGGAAAACCUUAUUUUAGUAUAUACUAUUUUGUAUAUACUAAAUAUACAGCUAACUCAAAAAAGGUUGCUUUUGUAAUUGGGCAUUGAGCAGUUGAGCAUAUUGAACAAUACAAUGAUUUACAUGAGGGACCACCAAACAAUAGUUUCCCAAUGCCCAAAGCCCUAUUUCCAAUUCCUAUAGCAAGUUUUAUUGAAUCAGCUAUAUAUAUAUGUUUUAAUUUAGGCCCCAGUGAAAUAUCCUGAGGAGUUCCAAGCUUUGGGACUGACUCAUCCUCCAGGCAUUCUGUUGGCUGGACCGCCAGGAUGUGGAAAAACUCUCCUUGCAAAGGUGAGAGAAACACUGUCAACGUUAUGUAUCGAACAGGUUUGUUCGCCGGCUGUAAAGCUGCGUGAAAUCAGAUUGUUCCCGAUUAUAUUAACAGGACGAUAAUUUUUUUCCUCUCUUCAGGCAAUAGCUAAUGAGUCCGGCAUAAACUUCAUCUCUGUCAAAGGACCUGAGCUACUAAAUAUGGUAUGUUGAACUUAGGUAUCAAAAAGUUGUUGCAAAAAGUAGAACAAAAUUCUACGUUCUACAACAACCUUUCUCAACCUACAACAUCUGAGUUGUUUCAAGACAGGUUCGAUUUGGAUUCGUUAAUGGAAAAACGUGCCACAUCGCUCUUUUAAGUCUUAAGCAGCAUUAGGGCCAUUUAUACGAGGAAAAAUAAGACGCGUCUUACAUAAGACGCGUCUUAAAUAAGACGCGAAGCGUAUAAACGGCACAUUUCGUCUAAAAUAAGACGCGGCUUAGCUAAACGCGUCUUAUUAGAUAAGACAUGCUCGUAUAAAUGGUAUAGUUCGCGUCUUAUUUUUCCUCGUAUAAAUGGCCCUAAUGUUUCAAAACAAGUCUCAAAAAUAGGCGCCAAGCAAAACCAUAAAACCCGAACUUUCAACAGUAUCAGCAUUUAUUUAUACACGAUAAAAUAUGUAGCAGAGCUCAUGUGAUCGUGUUGAAACUAAAAAUAUUUUCAAAAUCAUUAACAAAAAUCAGCACAACUAUUUACAAUAAACUAUUUGCAUAAAAAAGGCGACUUUUUAACGUCUUUUUAAAAGAGUCAAUAGUUGAUAUCUCCCGUGUUCGACUAUCUGGAAAGUUCCACGAUGUUAGAGCUUUAUAGCCGCUGGACUUAGGAAGUAGUUCUGUCUUGAGGAUAGGUGCCUCAAACGUAAGCUUUCUUCGAGUGAUAACUGUAGAUCAGUCUUAUUCAGUAUGGGAUCACUUUCUUUUACCCUUAAAACGGCUAAAAAUCCCUUUUUCUUUCUUUGCUUCGUCUUUGUUUUUUUCUUUUCCUGUUCCUUCAGCUUCAGAACGUUCCUCGUGGCUCUCGUUACUAACCUUAAGUUGUAGCUGAAGGAGUCCUAACUCUUGGCACAAGUCUUCAACAGUAGCAUCGUCUUUGAUGAUCUCUUUCACCAGAAUUUCCCGCUUUAAAACGUUACUGCUUUCCUCUACAUAGGUGCUGUCCAAAUUCUCGAGAUUGAGUAAGGUGGAUGGCAACGUUAUUGUAUGGACGCAUUUGCUUUCCUCGCCAAACCAUUCACAUUCGUUGAUCCCAUCUAGUAAACCCACCUCAUGCAUGCGUUGAAAGUCCGUACAUAAGCCUGGCAUGACGUCGGGUUUGCGCUUUUGAGGUAUGGGCACUAGCAUGACACCAACCCGUGCUGUUAUGUUGUUCUCCUUCAAAUGAGCUUUCAAUAGCUCACGGUAUAUUAAACUCUGGUAAAGAGGUGUUUUGAAAAAUGUAGCUUUAUCCCACCAUUUUUUUGGAUCUUUUAAAGCGUCGUUUGAAGAUGACUUCCAGUCAACGACAAGAACUUCGAGAUCUGAAUCUUUUUCUCUAUAUAAAGCUAGAGCGUCCAUCUGUCCACUAUAGAAAUCUACCUUUGAUUUUUUGGUAGAAUAGCCACAGAUACUUACUUCUGCCUUAAAAAAAUUGCAUCUAAAUUUUUCUUCUAUCUCGUUUAACAGCUGGCCUUCUGCACCGCUUCUGUCGCCGUUUUCGAUGCGCUCUGCCAAAUUUUGGUGAAUAAUUUGUCCUUUCUCUUGUGGUGAUUUUCCUUUGAAGUUUUCUCCGAGCUCUGCUUUAAGUUUGAAGAUUGUUGUCCGAAAUGAAUCCCUCACCACUUUUCCUUUUUCUUUUACGGUUUUUUCUCUGAACUACCCGCCACAUGGGAAAAAUAGAUCAAAAUUAGCAAGAGUGAAUAAUAACAAACAUUAAAAGCCCGUUUACGCAAGCGAUUUGUCGCUCGUUAUAUGCGUUUACUUGCUCGAAAUUCCAUGCGAUUUAUCGCAGUGAUUUUCAUCUGGAGAGUUACCAAAAACCUACCUUCACAAACAGUGUUCACAUUAGAUGCGCCUUUAAUACAGGAACUUUUGCACAAAGAUUGGCAAUCCUCAUAAAGAAAAAAAUCGCCCACGUAAACGGCCAUGAAAGUUGUCAAAUCGUUAUAAAUCUUACAUCGGGUGCUAUCAAGCGCGCUGCUGUUGAAGGCUCUUUAAAGUUGCACUUUGUUAGCACUCUUGGUUUCAAUUCGUUUUGAUCCUCUUUCAGUCUGCCCAGAACUUCCAGAAUUCGUGCUUCAUCGUCGGGAUAACCUCCAGCUGCCAUUGUCGAUUUAAGUUCCCUUCAUUUUUUUAAAUAUUAUUUUUUAGAAAAUGGUCCUCAGUAACUUAUAAAUGUCGGGGUACCAUUUUUAGAGAGAUUUAAAUUGAGAUUUUUAGAUCCAAUGAUCUCAAUGUACCCUAUCUUUUCAUCUAUUGGAAUCGGAACUGCAUUAAGCCGUCUGAAAUGAAUUUUUGUUUUCGAAAAAGCAAAAUAUUCGUGUCAUAGUCUGAUAAAAUUGACUCACUUCCGUAUAAGCAGGUUCGUGGUCUGUUUCAGUCAAUUUUUUUUCAUGUAUUAUUCAAAAGCGUUGUUUUUAAAUAUUGAUGACCAGUCACGAUCUUCAGCGGGUGCAGCUCACGGCAUGACGACUAAUUAUGUUUUAUCAAGCUCUGCUCUGUUAUUAAUAUGCUAAAGUUUGAAGUAGGAUGACAGUCGUCUUCGCUAAAAAACAAGUUUUCUGGAUUUCGCCGAGCAAAACUUGAGGUGGCUCCGUCAUUAAUACAGGCGCAUUUAGCUGUGACGAAGUUUUCGUCGUAACUUUUCGUUUUUAACGCGAUGGCUGAGAAACUUUGCAAAGAACAACGUAUAUCAUUGAGCAAUAGUACAAAAUAUUCCAAUUUCUUUGAUGGUAAAUAUAUUUUGAUAAAUUAGCGCUUCAAAGGACCCUACCGUUCAAAGAAAAUCGCGUCUAGUAAAAAAUGUUGCUGAUAUUUUUUACUAAAAUUUCUGGUAUCGGCUUCUAUUUCUCAUUUUAUCUCAAUACACCCCAACUUUUCUGUGGCUAAUGAAUAAGUUAAAAUGGUUAUGAUUAUUUGUUUUUGUAUCCCUAAUUUCCAGUGAUGUCCUUUGGCGUUUCAUAAAAAAGAAAAGAAAAUCAUCUCAUAUUUUUUUGUACAGUGCGUUCGAAUAUUGAUAGCUGAAAAAUACUGCUAAGAUCAAUUCAUUUUAAUUUAGUUGAAUAACUCGUUUCCUUAGCAAAGUUCUGUUGUUCGGUUUUUUCCAUUCAUUUUUCCUGUAUUAUUUACAAGCGUCGCUUUCAAAAAUUGAUGAGUUCCAUCGUAUAAUUUGCCCUUGCUCGAGGGCAAAUGUGUUAUUAACAUGAAAGGAAGUUAUGAAAAGUUCUUAAAUUUAAUAUGUCAGUUGUUUGAUUUCCACCAAUGAAAUGAUUACACAACAUUUUCUAUUAAGCCGUAGGCGGGUGGUAGGAAAACUAAGAGCCCCUAAAGUUAGACCAAAGUUCACAACUCGGUUAGUUCGUAAUUACGUAAAAUUCCGAAAAUAAGCCCCUUCAUGUAUACGCCCCCUAAACCUGUAACACAAAAAACCCUCCGUUAAAUCGCCCCUACGAAUAUAAGCCCCCGCGGAGGCUUGUACUUGGAAAUUGCCCUCAUAAAAAAAGUGAAACAAAGCAGAAACGGUAAAUUUCCUUCCUACCAUAAACUAGCCCAAUCGAUUCUGAAACGCAAAUUUCCCUCCGUACACAAGCCCCUCAAAAAGGGCCUUUAAAAAAUAUAAACCCCUGGGCUCAUUUUCGGAAUUUUCCGGUAACCUACUCACCAACCCGACUCUGUCUGGUGCUGCUCUUAGGGGUGUCUCAGAACUUGGUUAGCCCCCUUCAGCCAGGGUUUUUGACAGUUUUUUAAAUUAGCGAAUUUGUGCGGCUUCUUUUUUUUUUUUUUAGCCGUACGGCGGAUUAGGAGAGGCGAGUGUGCUAGCCUCUGGGAGAGGGGUUGAGGAGCAUUUUGCCCUGGAAAAUGGCCUGUUUAUCGUAUCGAUCGAGAACUCCACGCACUGUAAAGUUUAGAGCUUAAAUUUGGACUUAAGUUCAAAGUUCUGACAAAAUGCCUGUUAGAAUCCUUUUUGAUCUGCUUGCUCUUCCGUGUGUUUAGGUUGUCUAAAGCGUAUUUUAAUGCUCUGACAUCUUUAUAACAUUUUUAACCUUCUCUGCCAUGUUGGUACUGAGACAUAGGGAACGUUGUCAUGACAAUUUUGUAAUUUCACAUGUGAAAUUACAAAUUAACGCUGACAUAUUUUGUCAGCCAUGAUAUUAUGAUAUUUGACUGUCCAGCGUUGCCGAGACCUGAAACAGUUCCUUGGGCAAUUAUACUAUCUUAAACAUCCCAAUUUUAUUUCAAUGUGUCUUGAUUCUCACUUGAAAUAAUGAUUAAAGACCUUGUAAUCUUUUUCUAACGUUGUCAUCCUUUAGACGACAACGUCAUGGGUUCCUUAAGGCAAGGAAAACAAAAAACGAGAACAAAGACAGGAACAAGAACGGAACAAAGAAACCUUUAAAUAAUAUAUGGCAUAAACGUACGAUUUAGGCCCCGUCGACUCGUAUCCGGAGAUUUUUGUAUCCGCAAAUUUUUUUAUGCGGAUACAAAAAUAUCUGCGUCCACACGUAGCGUAUACGAAUCGUAUACGACCGUCCAAACGUAUCCGAUUCGUAUCCGGACAUCUCAAGGAUUAGUCAAAUCUCCCGCGGAAAAAGACUGGUUCUGAUACUGUGACGUCAGCGUAUACAAAAAUAUACGGAUACGAGCGUCCACACGUAUCCGGAUACACAGCGUACACAGAAAUUUCCACUCUGGAGAGCGUAUACAGAAAUCUCCGGAUACACCGAGCGUAUACGGCGGACACGUGUGGACGCUAGGUGUAUCCGCAUAAAAAAAUUUGCGGAUACAAAAAUCUCCGGAUACGUGUGGACGGGGCCUUAUUUUUUCCGUGAUGUUCAGUUUUGUUUGGUUUAAUUUGGGGUCAACAAAAACUUACUGAAACCGAUGCGAAAAAGAUUGUGCGCAUGAAAAAUAACAUAACUUAACUGCUUUCGGAGUGAAAUUAAUCAGGAGGAGUGUGGACAUGACCUUGAUCUUAUGCGAGUUAAAAUAGCUGCAGCAGUCUUUUUUUUUUUUACGAUGUAUACCCGCAUGUCUUUUCUAUUGCAAAGUGCAUUUGAUUUUACAAUUUCUCUUUCCUCCUGUUAUAUUUGUCAGCUGUAACGAUUGUUAGGAACCUCGGGACGUGGCUUGAUACGAACCUCACCAUGUCUGCACACAUAAAUGAAACGUGCCAAGCUGCUAUUUAUCAUCUGUAUAACAUUAAACGCAUUAGCAGGUAUUUGAGUUAUGAUGACAGGAAGUCUAUAGUUCAAGCAGUAAAAAAUGUCACGUAUAGUGACACAUGUCACGUUCCAUCCACCUAGCUAAGUAAAUUACAGCGUUUACAAAAUGCAGCGGCUCGCCUUGUUAGUAACGUCGCAAAGUAUGAUCACAUUACUCCUACACUUGUUAAUUUACAUUGGCUUCCAUUAACGUAUAGGGUAAAUUUUAAGAUAGCAGUGCUUGCUCAUAAGUGUAUUUAUGGCACCGCACCCGAAUACCUUAAGGAUCUAAUAAAAGUUAAGAGUAACACCAGAUAUAAUCUUAGAUCGGACGGGGAGAUGUUACUCGAGGAUUAUAGUGCACGAUCAAAGAAGACACUUGGAGACAGGACUUUCACAGUAGCCGCCCCUAGAAUCUGGAACAUUUUACCGAAGGACAUUAGGAAACAGGACAACUUAUUAUACUUUUAAGAAACAGCUAAAGACUUAUUAUUUUAAACUUGUAUAAAAUUUUUAAUUAUACAUAGGUGUAUAGUAAUUUUACUCUCUUUUUUAUCAAUUUUAACGAAACAUAUAACAUUUCUUUUAGUUAUAAUUAUUGUAAGUAAUAGGUUAAGUACGAAAUAAUUAAGUUAGGUGUCAUUUGCGGAUAUAUUCAUGUUUAAUUCGAUAAUUAAUAUAUUUUUAGUUAGCUUUAAUAGUUUGUAAUGCGCAUUUGAUCAUUUGAUAUAUGUUAAUUUGCGCAAUACCAAAUAAUAAAUAUUAUUUAUUAUUAUUAUUAUUAUUAUUAUUAUUAUUAUUAUUAUUAUUAUUAUUUUACAUACCGGCAUUUGUUAAGUUCACUGACGUAACUUGUCCAUGUUGUGCUAGGUACCGAUAGGUGCCAACAGUUACACCCUUUCCUCCUGUUAUAUUUGCCAGAACGUGACAACCUGUGGGGUAGUCAUUCAUUUAUAACAUUAGAGUCCAAGUUAGCCGCUUAUCUUCAGUUGAUGGUAUUGCAUUGUAGUUGUUGUCCUGAUUUGUCAAAUAAAUUCGUAAUCUGAGAACCUUUGAAGGUUUUCUCUGGUUUGUACCUUUCGUUUUCCUAAGCUCUAUUUUGUUGGCUUCUUUGAUUUCUAUGUUUUACGUCAUCCGUGAGUGAUACAGUUUCUUUCACGGAGGAUAAACUAGAAUUUUUGCCCGCCCGAUAUACGCUUUCGGCCCAAUGCUGUUUAAAAAUUCGAAAUUUACAUGAAUGUAUGGGUCAUAGCUCUUUUGCCUUCUAGCAUCCCCUCAAUAGGCCAUUUCCAAGUUCCAAAAACUCUCGCUUUCAAGACGAGGCUAAGUGCAAACCUUUCUUGUGAAAAUGAGUUUUAUUUGUACGAGAAUAAAAAAUGAUGUUCAUAUCAGUAGAUUCGCACUUAGACUCGCUUUGAAACAGAGGUUAGGAACAACUCGAAAUUGAGUUUUUUUUAACACGCAUCUCCCAGCGACUGAAGAAAUCUUUUUCUGUGUUAUAUCUCAGUAUGUAGGUGAGAGUGAGCGAGCUGUCAGGCAGGUAUUUCAGAGGGCAAGAAAUUCUGCACCUUGUGUGAUUUUCUUUGACGAACUGGACGCGCUUUGUCCCAGGAGAUCGGACAGCUCUGGGGUAAACAUUCCUAACUUUCUUUAAUUUUGCCAGUAGCAAAAACUUAAGUAUUAUUUGAAUACAUUUAGUAUACACUAUUGAUCGUGGCUCGUGGGCCGGGUAGAGAGUAGAGAGCUUUAGAUUCGACGACGAGGACGAAUACGAGUACGAGAUUUUCUCAAUACUAAGUAGCGCACGCGCGUGAACCAGCGUCAUUUUGGCGGGAAAACGUGAUAGCCGUCGUCAUUCUACAACGGGUUUUAGCGAGAAUGUCGUAGUGGCGGGAACAAGUUAUCAAAUGUAAGAGGUUUUAUCAUUUUGCCAUCGAGAGAGAGAGAGCUUAAGAAUAACUUCCUUCUGUAUAAAUAACCGUACUAACCUUUUUGGUGAAAAAAGUGAAAUGAAGCUUUCCGUGCUGUCUUUUUUUAGAACACGCACUAAACUUUAAGUUAAAUCUCGUACUCCUCGUCCUCAAAUCUAAAGCUCUCUCAUAUUUCGACCAAUUCUAUGCGCUUAUAUUACCAUAGCCUGCGUAGCAAGCUCGGAGCAAUGAAAGAGAAACUAGAGUCAAAGACCGCGUGAAAAAUGGGGCGAGUGAAAGAGCGGGGAGGGUGUUGAAGGGGAAUUUUGAAGGGCUGGGGAGGGUGGGGAAUAUUUUGGCUCUCGUUCCAUUUCUCGCGCGGCCAAAACAGAAACUCCCGUUCUUCGGUCUUUCUUUGCUCCGAAACCAAACGGAAACGCUUGCUACGCAGGCUUUUAUCACCACUCCUCUGCAUUCAUCUGUACCCAGCUGCACCCCUGCAUGGCGUUUGCUUAACGCUUUAAGCCCCAAAUAUCCACAUGCUAAUUCUCCAGACUGAUCGCCAUACAUUUCCUCAAAGAAUUAGCUGACAGAAUUUGAUAAAAGAUCAAAGUACUUUCAAUUUGAUGAUUAUUUUAAUAGUUCUCAUAACCUUUUGUCUUAAUUGUGCAGUCAUAUUGUUGGGAGGAAAUUGAUGUUGGUCUCUCUUGGGACUUGCAGGGUUGUGUUUGUCUUUUCAUAAUGAAGGAGAAGGUCAUGGAUAGCGUAGAAUUUAGGAAUUUUAACUGACUGUGGCAAUUUUUUUUAAAACACUUUGGAUUCCCCGUGUUUUUUUCGUGGGGUGGAAGGGCAAGGGAGGAAGUUUGGUUACUUUUUUGUCGUGGUUCCUUCUACAGUAGAACCUCGGCGAGGGAAGCGAGCCAAUCGGUCCCCUCUCCCUAGUCUCCCCUUCCUAGUGUUGUUUCAGCCUGUUUUUUGCCUUUUUCCUCCAGUACGGAACUUGGUCUCAGGCUGUCGAAUGCAGAGACAAACGGCUUACUCAUCUCUAUCCUAUAAAUCGUAGAUCACAGUGGCAGAUCACCCCCCCCCCCCUCCUUACUUUUAGACCAAACUGAGGUCCGUAAAAAAUUGGCAUUAGUCGCCUCUUUAUAAUUUACAGUUCUUUUUUAAUUUCCAAACUAAGCAAAUAGCCAGUAAAAUCUCUUUCAUAAUUACCAAUCUUAUCCCGUAAUGGUACAUAUAAUAAAAGGCUAGAUUGCUUAAAAAUGUAUCAGUUUGCAGCUUUUGUAAAUUCUCUUGUUCUUCCGAUCAAAAGUUGUCGUUCUUGUUUUUUCAUUUCAAGUCCAGCGUAAAUGUGCGAGUGGUGAAUCAGCUAUUGACUGAGAUGGACGGACUAGAAGCCAGAAAACAAGUGUUCAUAAUGGGAGCUACCAAUCGACCAGGUAGAUAACCAAGCCUUUACUUUUCAGGACGAGACUGUAAGAUAGAAACCUUUUCGAAGAAAUAAAAAGGAAGGCAUCUGUGCACUGAUUUCCCUGUUUAACCCCUUCAUUCCUUGUAGCGAACAAAGCCAUUAAGAGAAUUUGAUGACUGAUAUUAUAAGGGGCGGGUAUUACUAAAACAGAGAACGGGAUACAGGAAAUUGAAAAAUGGGAGCAAGACAGAGAAUGGGUGAUGAUUUGCUGAUUGAGCUUUGGUGUAAGUUUUUUUUUUUGCAUUUUCAUUUUCCCGUUCCCCGUGUUCGGUCCUUGGUUCCUGGUCCCCGUUCCUUGUGUCCCGUUCUCCGUUCUCCGUUCUCCGUUCGCCGUUGCCCGUUCUCUGUUCCCCGUUUUCCCGUUUCCCGUUCCUCGUUCUCCGCUUCCCGUUCUCCUCGUUCUUCGUUUUUCAUUAUUCUUUUCGUUUAUAAGCUACUGAACAACGAAGCGAUUGUUUGGAAGUACAUCAUUUCUUUCGAAUGAAAAAACAAAAGUUAGAACUUCUCGAUGUUUCCAUGUUUUGACUGAUGGUAGUGGAAGAGUUAAACAAAUGAUUCAGUCAGCUUAUGGUUUCAAAGGCAAAAUUUGUUUUUGUUUUUUCCCCUGUGUAUGUUUUUAGCGUGUUAUGUUCCUUGCACAGGAGAGAGCAUUUACAGGUGUAUUCAGCUAAGGGUGGAAAAUUGUAAAUGGUUCUAAAACGAUAAGAAAUUCAGAGGUUGCAGAAAGGCUUUUAUACUCUUGACGCUUUUCGUUGUAGACAUCAUUGAUCCCGCUGUUUUAAGACCUGGUCGCCUCGACAAAGUGCUAUAUGUUGGAUUACCGAGCGUGGAGGACAGAGAAGACAUUUUGAGAACGAUAACAAAGGUGAGGUAAUUAGCAGAAAAUAUUGUGGUAUGACUUGAAACCUUCCUUUAGUAAAGAAGUUUUGAAACGAGAAAUCUCAUGAUCCCAAUGAUUUCCGUAGUACUAAAGUGUCACGCGAAGAAGCAGCUUUUUUUCGGCCUAUGAAAAAUUUCGUUCGUUCGGUAUGGGACUUGAUGAGUCUAAUCUCUCCCCCCUCGCCCCUCAACCCAAAAAUCCUCCCUCCUCCUCCCCCCUCUGCUCCAGGACUGAAAUUAGCAAAAAUACGCUGAAUUGGCAACAAAAAGCAAGAAAUGAAACAAUAACAACAACAACAACAACAAAAGCAACAAAAAGAUCAAAAGCUAACGUGAAGAGGAAAAAGUAUAUAUAAAAAAGCAAAACUGACAGGAAAUAGACUUGAAUGAAGUAGGGUGAUAGGGCAGAAAUGCCUCGUGACUAGAAAGUUUGAGAAGUAAAAGAUCAAAGCUUGGGGCAAGGGAAAUUCUCCUUCCUCCACCCCCCUUCCCCCGCCCCAACACACACUAAAAGAACCAAUGUGAAUACAGUUGAACUUUACAACCAGUGACGCACUGUUCAACUUGGGUGAUCAGCAACUGUUUAAUUGUUUAUCCUGGCAUACUGACUCUUGAAUUGGCCAUUCAAGAUGUUCCACGUUGUUGAGCGAUGAUGUUCUAUUCCGUUCAAAAAAGAAAUGCUGCUUGUCGGUUGAACAACAACUUUGCCCGUUUUUUUUGUUGAGCAACAAAUGCCAAGCGAUGUUGAACCGUGGCUCAUUGGCUCAUUGGCUUAACACAAAUGACAAAGACUUCUGUAAAAACUGAUCAGUACCUUAACAAAUGCGGUUUAAGGCCGGAUAAACUCAGACUUUAAUCUGCAAAUCAAAGUAGUAAAUUCUAAUUUUUUGGUUACUUGACGACUUGAUCUCUUUAGGACGGAAAGAAACCUCUCCUGUUGUCUGAUGUUAACAUCAAGGAUAUUGCAAAUGAUGAGGGAUGUGAUGGGUUAUCGUGAGUGUCUCAGUAUACAUUUGUUAUUUAAUCAUUCGGAAAGGCCCUCGUCAAAGUGACAACGCUCCAAUUCGUUGGGUGAACCGAACUUUCUGACAUUCAAUCGUUCUUUAUAUUGUCUUACUUGUUUUAGACCGACAGGUGGGCUUUUUCAAGCUGACAGUAUGUUUUCAGAGUGCUGAUGUGCUUCCACUCACUCCCUUGAGAAAGCAUUUUGAAGGCCGGAAAGAGUUUCGUUGUGACUGGCAAUUAUUGGACACUUCUCAGCAUUUGAUAUGUUUCAUGUAAAAUGAUUCAAGAGGUUGAAGCUUCAAGAAGAAUUUUAGAAAUUUAACACAUCAGGUUCUACAAGGGUGGGAAUAGGGUUGAACCGAGGCGAUCGUAAAUUCACCUGAGCACAAGAUCAGAGGGGAGGGUCACCUGAUUUUGAGACGGUCCGAGGUCGCUCGCACCUUGUCUUGGGCCUCGAAAUUUUCGCCGCGCGGUCUGUGCAUUUUGGAUAGGUCAUAUGAUGUUAGCGAGGUCUAGGUUUCGCCUCUAGAAAUGAAUUGACCCCGCGGGUCAAAGACCGCACAGGAUAGAGGAAACCUUGCACCUAGAAGGGGUUUUGCUCAUGUCAAGUUUGGAAUCCUUUCCGCACACCCUCCACCCCCUCCCAACUCCCCCUUCCUAUUUGUCAAGGAUUUUCUUUUACUAGUUUUCUCUGCUUUUCUUUAAGCCAAUCUGAUCAUGAGUAGUGUCUAAACGCCUGAUCUUAGAACGCUGUCCCACUUUGGAAUUUUCUUUAGUCUCAACCUUGUACAGCUUUAACAAUCACUCAUGUUUCCUUGCUUUGUUCAGGGGGGCCGACCUAGCUGCAUUGGUGCGUGAAGCUAGCAUGGCAGCCUUACGUGAGUGUAUCAAUGUGCGAUCAACUAACCACGUGACGAGUGACGAAGAUCACCCUUCAAUUCAAAGUCCUGUGGGGGUGGGAAUGAGGCAUUUUUCUGCAGCUUUUCAGAAAGUAAAGCCGUCAGUUAGCAAAAAGGUGAGAACCCAGUAA
Porites lobata is the source of this 27448-nucleotide messenger RNA. NCBI's taxonomy places the organism in Eukaryota, Metazoa, Cnidaria, Anthozoa, Scleractinia, Poritidae. The record is from the annotation of a GenBank genome assembly.